AUGGAGUCUAUAAAUCAUUCUAUACAAAUAGUUCAACAGAAUCCUGUGUUGUUUGACAAUGAAGAUGUAGUAUCUCAAAUGACUAUAGAUAAUGUAUCAAUCUACUAUGGUGAUGCAUUGUCUCCCUAUCAAAAGGGUGUAAUCAUACUCACUUCACUUAGAGUUAUUUGGGUUCAAACAUCAAACAACCUACCUGAUCAUCAAAUAGCUUCAUGUGCUCUACAUCAUGAUUCAAUUGCUACUAUUGCUCCUAUUACAACUGGAUUCCUUGGAAUAGGUUCUAGUCCAAAGAUAUCGAUAACUUGCAGAAGUGGAAAGGAGCUUAGAUUAUCUUUUCAUGCUGGUAAAAGAGAUGAAUUUUGUAGAAUCUAUAAACAAGUAUUAUUAGAGAGACAAACAAUUCAAAGACAAUUACAACAACAACAAGAACAGCUAAAACAACAACAACAAACAACAACAACAACACCUACUACAACAUUUGAUCAACCUCAACAAAUAACAACAAAUACUAAUAGACAAACAUUUGAUACAUCAAAUGCAGGAAUCAGUGGAUUAAUUAAACAAAUGAACAAAAGAACAGAAGAGACAGACAAGGUUUUAAGUGAAGCAUUCACAGAUUUAAAUGCAUUGAUGGAAAAGGCCAAGGAUAUGGUUACAUUGUCUGAGAAAUUAAAGACAGCAAUGGAUAAACAACUUAAAAAGGAAGGAGAUCCCAGUUACUCUGCCGAAGAAGAUGAAUUUAGAUCAUUCCUUCUUCACAUGGGUAUCAAUACUCCAGUGACAAAGAAAACGGCAAAAUCACAUUAUCACACUGAAUUAUCGAAACAAUUGUCCGACUGGAUGCUAGAAAAGCAAAUACUAUCAAAACAAGGAGGUGGUAGACAACUAAACAGUGGAAUGAUUCCAUUGGCUGAUUUAUAUUGUAUUUUUAAUAGAGCAAGAGGAAUUGAAUUAAUAUCACCAGAUGAUUUGUAUAGAGCAUGUUUAUUAUUUGAACAAUUAAACCUACCAUUUAGAAUUAGAAAGUUUGACAGUGGAGUGAUUGUCGUUCAAUCAAAGGAUGAAAACGAUGAACAAGUUGCCAAAGAAAUAAUAGAGAUCAUUAGAGAGAAUGGAGGUUCCAUCACUCCAUUUCAUCUUUCAACUAUUCAACAAAUUUCUUUAAAUCUAUCAAAAGAAAAAUUAUUGGCAUGUGAGAGAUUAGAAAGAUUGUGUCGUGAUGAAACCAUUCAAGGCAUAUCGUUUUAUGAAAAUUUUUUUAUUGAUUGUAAACAACUACAAAACAGUCCACCUCUUGUUGCAACAUAA
Molecule: messenger RNA, 1308 nt
Organism: Cavenderia fasciculata
Lineage: Eukaryota; Evosea; Eumycetozoa; Acytosteliales; Cavenderiaceae
Gene: vps36
Product: vacuolar protein sorting 36
Exons: 4
Coding region: 1-1308 (435 amino acids)
Biological process (GO): protein transport to vacuole involved in ubiquitin-dependent protein catabolic process via the multivesicular body sorting pathway
Cellular component (GO): late endosome membrane; ESCRT II complex
Molecular function (GO): phosphatidylinositol-3-phosphate binding; ubiquitin binding
Source: RefSeq, a predicted model, not a curated record